AUGGAUCCUUCACAGAUAAGAAACAUAAUCGGUCGCUUUCGAAUCCUCAUGAUAGGAAGAGCUAAUGCAGGAAAAACUACCAUCCUACAGAGAGUCUGUGACACACGAGAGAAUCCAGAAAUAUAUAACAGUGCCGGUAAAAAGAGAGGUGUUGUAUACUUCAGUAAAUGGCAACCUGAACUGACACAUUCUCAGUGCGGAUUGCACAACAUCGAGAAUGAAAUGGUGUUUAAAAGCAAUCCAGGUUUCAUUUUUCACGAUUCUUGCAGGUUCAAAGCAGGUGGUGAAUCCGAAUUCAACAAGGUUAAGGUGUUUAUUGCCAGCCGUUCUAAGGAAAGCAAAUUAAGAAAUCAACUUCACGCUAUCUGGUAUUGCAUCCCAAUGGAUGAGGUGUGUAGGCCAGUCACCAAAGGCGAGAUCAAAUUUUUCUCUCAAUGCGAUACUGGAAGACGAGGUUUGACGCGGCACUGA
Molecule: messenger RNA, 471 nt
Organism: Suillus plorans
Lineage: Eukaryota; Fungi; Basidiomycota; Agaricomycetes; Boletales; Suillaceae
Exons: 3
Coding region: 1-471 (156 amino acids)
Source: RefSeq, a predicted model, not a curated record